Messenger RNA from Botrytis cinerea B05.10, 5203 nucleotides. It is a transcript of the gene Bos4, whose product is annotated as Bos4. Gene Ontology annotation, molecular function: ATP binding; MAP kinase kinase kinase activity. The coding region runs from base 389 to 4450 and encodes 1353 amino acids. The record is from RefSeq and is a predicted model, not a curated record. The transcript has 2 exons. Gene Ontology annotation, biological process: stress-activated MAPK cascade; protein phosphorylation. Gene Ontology annotation, cellular component: cytoplasm. Lineage: Eukaryota; Fungi; Ascomycota; Leotiomycetes; Helotiales; Sclerotiniaceae.
GAUACAUCUUCCUACUGGAAGCUUUCCAAGAAGAAUCCCCAUUUACCUACAUGCCUACCCACCUACCUACCUAGUACUCAUUUAUCUCUCUCGGUCUACAUCAGUGCGAAAGGCAACAUAGAUUUUUUUCUCGACUUUAGCUUUCUCUCUCUUGUAUCCUCAUCUGCCAUUGAAAAUUCCUCCAAACUCUACUUUUCACGAACCUAAAUCGAAGUUCUAGACAUUCACCAAAAACAAGUACCACUUGCAUCUAUAUCACCACUCUCACUCUUUUACCCCCCCCUGCUUUAUCGGUACCAGGAUGACUUCCCAUCGACGCUAAACAAAGGGCAAAUUAGGUACUUUUCGCAACCUCUGUUUUUCCUAAUAAUCAGUUUCACUCUUGAACAUGAGCUCGGAGAUUUCACCUCGUGCUGUACGUUUCACAGGCGGGGACGACAACCACAGGUUCGAUUCAUUAAAAUCUUCGGUGAUCAUGGAGCGCCCACAUGUCGAAACCAGCGACUCUGGAGGCUCUGGUUCUUCUGCAGAUUCCCACGACUUUGUCGAACAUUUAAGCCCGGAUGCUGCACACGACGCACAUCCCGAUGCCUUUCACCCUAUCGAUCCUCGACCCCAGAUGAAUAGUAUGAAUUCGAGCAUGCGUAGUCGAGGCAGCAAUUCAGAAACAAAUGGAGCGAUAUACAGCCGCGAAACUGCAUUCAGCCCUCCGCCACAGACUCCUUUGAAUGGCGCAACGGCCAGAUCUCAGAGGCCUACUGCACCAGCCCGAACUCCUUCGAGUACAUACGCGCCUGCGCGGCGACCUCCACAAGCUCCAUACAUGUCAAUUUCGGAUCGUCAUCGAUCCGGCUCAAACUCGAGAUUUAAUAGACAAGACCCAAGUGGCGCAUAUCGUGCGCAAGAAAGAGCUUAUGUGCAACGACUACGGCAAAAUGACCCACCCUUCGAAUAUUUCGCUGAACCUUACACACCUAGUCUUGGAUAUGGAACGGGAUCAGAUACUGAAGAGGAAUCCCCAUCAGAGUUACAAUUCGAUGGUGACCCCUUCGAUCAAGAGACUGUACUUUUCUACAACAACGAUGACAUACAACCUACUCAGGAAGACUUGAAAGAUCCCGCAAAUAGAGAACGUCUGGAAUGGCAUGGGAUGUUAGCAUCUGUGCUAACCGGAGACGUAGUUAGGCAAGAGAAGAAACGUUUAAUUGGUAAUUCGGAAAACAAAGCAGAAAACAUUGGCACCGAGAUCUGGCUUGGUAUACGAUCAAAGGUAUGCGGCAGAAGUCUAGGGGCCCAGCGACGAAUAUUAGAAGACACCCGGGCCAACCUUGACACCGUUCUAGAGGAAAUUAUUAAGUUUCAGGUGCAAGGUGAGAGUGAGGCUGGGAAGUCACCUAUUGAUCAAGUGCGGGGCAUAGUUGCAAAGAUUGAGAAGUGUGAAAGUCUAUACCCAUCUCGCACUGGCUUGGAAAUGGCGAAUAAACUGGCAGCGUCUACACAAUUCGCUGCUACCUGCGACGCCGUCAUAUCAUGGCACAAUACCACCGAACUUAUCAACAUUGAGCUUGCCAUCCUGCAAAACUGGGUAGGGAAUCCGGAACUCGACUUCACCAAAGUGAGACAGCGCUCACCUUCAGGACACGGACUCUCCGACGAAUCUUCAUUCAUUGACAGGUUGCUCAAGGAGGAUGGGUUAAGAUCUCUACAAGGCGAUAAAAGCAUACUUUUAGGUGUAUCUGAGGUUAUCAUGAAAGCAAAGAAUACAUUGAUUGAGAAUUCCGAAGGGUUUGCGAAACGCCAUUUACCUCCUUAUAUCGAAGAGUUACUCACUCUCAUAAACUUCCCGUCGCGCCUCAUUGAAGAGAUUAUCAAGGUUCGACUAAACUAUGCGAAGAAGAUGCGAGAAUCCACUCAGCAGAACACCAUGAUGGCCGAGCAAAUGAUUUCGCAGUUCAGAAUAUUACUGAAACUUGCCAUAUUAAUUAAGCAGGAGUACCUAACGAUUUCAAAUCCCGAGCCUGGGUGGGAUUUACCACCUUGUAUCGAUGAGUCUUUUGACCAAGUAGUUUUAGAUGCCCUUAAGUUUUACUUCAAGAUGCUCAAUUGGAAAUUGGGCGGAAACAAGAACACUUUUAAAGAAGCCGAAGUUCUUGAGCAAGAAUGGGACUUCUCUAACGAGAUCGGACGACAUCUACAAGGCGGUGAUGUUGAAGUGGCCGAGCAGUUUAGUUCUCUUACCCACAAGGCCUUCUUCCGGCUAAAUACCACUUUCGAAAGAGAAAUGGUGAGAAAGCCACAGGAAACAGCUUCUGAGAUGACGAAGCGUUACAAGCAGAGUCUAGACUCCGUUCGUGUGCGGCAGCGUAUGUUACAAAGAUUUUCCAGAGUUUUGAGUGAUCGCUUCGAAAACUCGACGGACUUCAGCAUUGCUAUGAAGCAGAGUGGUUUGCAAGAACUCUACUCAAGGCUUAUUGAAACUGGUCACUUCUUGGUGUAUACUGCGAGCAUCGAGCACGAUGGCAUCUUCCUCAUAGCCUCUCCAUCUUUGUACAAUCGACCCCAAGAUAUCCAGUCCAUUCUAGGAACCUGCUAUCACACUGAGGACAUACAAGAAGAUCCUAGCAAUCCUUAUAUAUUAAUUCUUCGCCCCGAGGUACCAAUAGGAUGGGAUGGUCGACAAGUCGAUUCGGCUUUGAUAAACAUCAACAUAGAUUUGAAAGUUGGCCAUCUUCGACUUAUUGCAGAUGGAUCACAAGCCAGAUUAUCAAAUGCUCGCAUUGCGUUUUUAGAUUCGAUCGGAAUUCAUCUUGAUAUGGUGGUUGAACAGAGAUCCCAUCUCAAGAAAGUUCACAUUAAAUUGACCGACAUUAAGAAAGUAGUGUAUAAGCUAUCGAACUUGAUAAUGGACAGCGUUGAAAUUGUUCGAAAACAAACAAAAGGGCUGGAGUGUCAAGAACUCAUCCAAACCUGUUUCAUCUUCGCUACCGAGUUUGGUCAGCGGUCUUUGCCUUAUAUGGAUCGAAACCGAAAGCAAAUGAACAACAUCAAACUCACAAAGAUUGCCCUUGAUUGGGUGAGCUUCAUUUGUGAUGACUGCGUUCCUACGGACCGUAAAACAUUCAGAUGGGCUGUACUUGCACUUGAAUUUGCAAUGGGUAUGACUCAAGGCCAACAUAUUCUAGCAUUAGGGGAAGAUGAGUAUACAAGACUUCGAUCCAAGGUCUCGGGAUGUAUGUCUCUACUAAUUUCACAUUUUGAUAUCAUGGGUGCAAGAUCAAACUUGGCCGCUCAAGCAGAGAAACAGCGGGUGGAGACCUUAAAUGGUCAAUUUAGGAAGAUGGAUAUCAGGGGAAUGGCUGACGAUGAGGAAUCAGCUGCUUUUGUUCUCAACCAGCGCCUUGAACUGAUAGCUGAUCUUGAUGAAGAACGAAAGGUUAUCGAGGCAGAAAGACAAGCUCUCGGCAGAGUUCUUGAAGAAAACAACGAAGCAGACCGAUCUCUCACGCAUCUUUCUGCUUCCCCAUCUAAUAUCAAUAUGCGCUGGCAACAAGGCAACUUUGUUGGAGGUGGUACCUUUGGAUCAGUGUACGCUGCGAUCAAUCUGGACUCUGGUCAUCUUAUGGCUGUGAAGGAGAUUCGUCUACAAGAUCCUAACCUUAUUCCCACAAUUGCUGCUCAGAUUGCCGAUGAGAUGCAUGUCUUAGAGGUUCUCGAUCACCCCAACGUGGUUUCAUAUCAUGGAAUUGAAGUCCAUCGCGACAAAGUCUAUAUUUUCAUGGAGUACUGUUCUGGCGGGUCACUUGCAGGUCUUCUGGAGCAUGGAAGAAUUGAAGACGAACAGGUUAUAAUGGUGUACGCUUUGCAACUUCUUGAAGGUCUAGCAUAUCUUCACGAAAGUGGCAUUGUUCAUCGUGACAUCAAACCAGAAAAUAUUCUUCUCGAUCACAACGGUGUGAUUAAAUACGUAGAUUUUGGCGCCGCAAAGGUUAUUGCUCGUCAAGGUAAAACACUUGUCACUGCGACUACAGCCAGUAUUGCCAAUAAAAACAAAUCCAUGACUGGAACCCCAAUGUACAUGUCGCCUGAAGUCAUCAAAGGAGAGAACCCAGGACGAGCUGGUUCAGUCGAUGUCUGGUCACUCGGCUGCGUUAUCCUUGAAAUGGCUACAGGUCGUCGACCCUGGACAUCUCUUGAUAACGAAUGGGCCAUCAUGUACAAUAUCGCCCAAGGCAAUCCUCCUCAAAUGCCAUCACCAGAUCAACUCAGCCCUCAGGGUAUUGAUUUCAUCAAGAAAUGCUUUAUCAGAGACCCCAAGAAACGUGCUUCAGCACCGGAGCUCUUACAACACGAAUGGAUUGUUGCAAUCAAGAGCCAGGUCUCUAUCGAGCCACAAACACCAAGCGAUAGUGGAAGCUCUCAGUCUAGUACCAGGGGGAGUUUCAUUAAUUGAGGUAUUAUAAGUUCUCGCUUUCUUCAACUAUUCUUGUCGGUGUUUACAGCACCUUUCUUCUACUUUUCAAACAAGAAAACUUUUCCUUUGUAUUUGCAUUUGUCAUUAUUGUUUUUUCGGUCGUUUGGGGGGAAAAGCGCAGCACAUGAAGCGUCUUUGGUGGGCAUUGGGUUUGGGCACAAUGGGUCGAAUUGGAACUAGAUGUAUAUGAGGGAUAUACAUAUACACGAGACUUUUUCAUCAGCGAUUGAGUUGGGAGUUGGUAUUUUUCGUAGCAUAUAUGUGUUUAUGAGGAAAGUUAGGCUUAACUUUCUAACGUCUAUUUGGUUGUGCGAACAUAAAUGUAGUGUUGAGUUGAUGUCCAGGGUUGCAAUGGAGAGGAAGCCGGAGGUUGAGAUGAGAAACUGGAUGGUCAGGUGUAAUACACGCAUGGAAGCAAAGGGCAGACUGAAUCUCGUUUCGAGGCGGCGAAGGGGUGAUGGCGGUACGCGGUCAGCAGAAGAUGAUAGAAGUUAACAUUGGAAAGCGUGGCCAGAACACGUCUCUUGUUGGAAGGAUGGAAGUGGGUGUGGAAACCUGUAGUAUAAUCAGAGCAAUAAUGAAACACGAUGAUAUCGCCGGUAUGACAGCAUACCAUUACAACAAUGUUCCAAUUUAUUUUCACCUGUCACAUCAUUGACCACCGCUCUCAAAAUCCACUCUGGGCCGGAUAUAACACUCCGCCGGAAAUAUACAUACCAGAUGCAUCGGACA